AUGGAACACCACCGGCGAUCUUUGCUCCGGAACCCUGCUUACAAGUCGCUUAUCAAAUGCGACUGCAAUUUCCAAAACUCCACAAUCUGCCGCAUUACAACUCUCAAGGUUUUCGACAGUGAAGUUGUAGGACCAAUACCUCAAGAGCUCUGGACUUUGGACUACCUCACAGUUCUGAACUUGGCUCAAAAUGUUCUCAGAGGCUCCCUGCCUCCUGCAAUUGGAAAUUUGACGAGAAUGAAAUAUAUGACUUUUGAGAUCAAUGCCUUGUCUGGCCCUCUUCCUAAGGAAAUUGGUUUGCUUAAAGAUUUAAUAUCACUUAGCAUUAGUUCAAAUAACUUUUCUGGUUCUAUACCAGCUGAGAUUGGGAGUUGUACAAAACUACAGAAAAUAUACAUAGGAAGUUCUGGACUCAGAGGGGAAAUACCUUCAUCGUUUGCUAAUCUUGUGGAGCUGACAGAGGCUUUCAUUACGGAUCUGGAAGUUACAGGUCAGAUACCAAACUUUAUAGGAAGUUGGACCAAUCUUACGACUUUCAAUCUAGUUGCUAACAACUUCACCUUGGAAGGUCUUGACAACAGAAAAACUUCCCCUGCAAUCGAGGCAAAGGAAUAUAUUCUGACUUUUCGAUCAACUGCGGAGGCCCACAAAUACGGUCUGUUAGCGGAGCAGUAUUUGAGAGGGAGGACGAGGAUCUUGGACCAGCUUCAUUUGUCGUUAGUGAUGUUCAGAGAUGGGCAGUCAGUAGUCAGCUACUACUUCACAGUCACAAUUUGUCAGCACUUUGGACUCAGAACUUUUUCAGUCAGCAAGACUUUCGGCAUCUUCCCUAAGGGAAGACUUGUUGAAAAGGAUUUUGAUGUACGCAGAACAGCUGGUGACUCUACUAUUCGAGCAGUUGAGAGAGUAUAUAAAGCAAAUGUAUCAGAAAAUUACCUCGAUUCAUCUUUCUGGGCUGGAAAAGGAACAUGUUGUAUUCCUGUCCAAGGGGCUUAUGGGCCAUUAAUAUCGGCUAUUUUACACCAACCUUUGGGAAUAAAUCAUCAUUCGAAAGGAAAGAACAGGACUGGUACCAUUGUUGGUGUCGUUGUUGGCAUAGGACUUUUGAGCAUCUUUGCAGGUGUGGUUAUCUUCAUCAUCCGUAAAAGAAGAAAGCGGUUCACAGAUGAUGAAGAGAUACUUAAUAUGGACGUAAAGCCUUACACCUUUACUUACUCCGAACUUAGGAGUGCAACUCAAGAUUUCGAUCCCUCUAACAAGCUUGGAGAGGGAGGAUUUGGGCCUGUUUAUAAGAGAGGUAGCAGUGAAGCUGUUGUCGGUGGGAUCCCGGCAAGGGAAGGGGCAAUUUGUUGCAGAAAUUGUAGCAAUUUCUGCAGUUCAACAUCGUAA
This is a messenger RNA of Arabis nemorensis, 1389 nucleotides long. The record is from the annotation of a GenBank genome assembly. Lineage: Eukaryota; Viridiplantae; Streptophyta; Magnoliopsida; Brassicales; Brassicaceae.